Ictalurus punctatus (channel catfish) is the source of this 6115-nucleotide messenger RNA. Its product is annotated as ceramide transfer protein. Gene Ontology annotation, molecular function: phosphatidylinositol-4-phosphate binding. The transcript has 18 exons. Gene Ontology annotation, cellular component: Golgi apparatus. The record is from RefSeq and is a predicted model, not a curated record. NCBI's taxonomy places the organism in Eukaryota, Metazoa, Chordata, Actinopteri, Siluriformes, Ictaluridae. Gene Ontology annotation, biological process: ER to Golgi ceramide transport. Bases 146 to 2158 code for a protein of 670 amino acids.
UAAAGCUUCCUUCUUUGAGCUGGGUGGUAAAUGAAGCUGCACUAAAGCGAUAGACGGAUCAUUUAUUUCAGCGCUCAGAAAGCUAGCCAGGUAGCUAGCUACACUCUCAUGAAACCAACACGUUUGGUCUCCAGGUGGAUUUUGGAUGCGAAGUCGGUACACCGGCGCACACACCACGGCUCACACUCGCUCGACCGAACCCCUUUCGGCUGAUCUCUCCGCUGCUGUCCGAAUGAGCUCCAGUCCGCUUUCCAACGGCAAGCAGAUGUCGGACAACCAGAGCUGGAACUCGUCGGGCUCUGAGGAGGAUCUGGAGACGGAUCCCGGACCUCACGGCGGCGGGGUGGCGGAAUUCAGCGGCGUGCUCAGCAAGUGGACCAACUACAUCCAUGGCUGGCAGGAUCGCUGGGUCGUGCUGAAGAACAACACUCUGAGUUAUUACAAGUCUCAGGAUGAGAGGGAGUAUGGCUGCAGGGGCUCGCUGUGCCUCAGCAAGGCCGUCAUCAUGCCCCAUGAGUUUGAUGAGUGCAGGUUGGAUAUCAGUGUUAACGACAGCGUGUGGUACCUGAGGGCUCUGGACCCGGACCACCGUCACCAGUGGAUCGACUCCAUCGAGCAGCACAGGGCUGAGUCCGGUUAUGGUUCUGAAUCCAGUUUGAGGAGACAUGGCUCCAUGCUCUCUCUCACCUCAGCCACCAGCAGCUACUCUGCCACGUCCACCUCCUCUUUUAAGAAGGGCAAUAGUCUGCGAGAGAAGCUAGCCGAGAUGGAGACGUUCAGAGACAUCCUGUGCAGGCAGGUGGACACGCUACAGAAAUAUUUCGAUGCCUGCUCAGACGCCGUGUCCAAAGAUGAGCUGCAGAGGGAUAAGAUUGUGGAGGACGAUGAAGACGACUUCCCUACCACUCGCACUAAUGGCGAGUUCCUGCACAACCACAACGGCAGCAGAGAGAAGCUGUUCCAGUCUCUGAGCACUAAGGGCCUCAACGGAAUUGAUUUUAAAGGCGAGGCGAUCACGUUUAAAGCCACUACAGCGGGGAUCCUGGCCACGCUCUCGCACUGCAUUGACCUGAUGGUGAAGAGAGAGGACAGCUGGCAGAGGAGACUGGAUAAGGAGACGGAGAAAAGGAGGAGAGUGGAGGAGGCCUAUAAAACGGCAUUGUCCGAGCUCAAGAAGAAAUCUCAUUUCGGAGGCCCGGACUACGAGGAGGGCCCGAACAGUCUCAUAAACGAGGAUGAGUUCUUCGAUGCCGUGGAAGCCGCGCUGGACAGACAAGACAAAAUAGAGGAACAGACUCAGACAGAAAAGUGUCGGAUACAGAGGCCUAGCCCGAUGCCUUGCGGAGAUAUCUAUUCCACGAUGGGCACCCACCGAUUCGCCGAGAAGCCCCUGACUCCGCCCUCCCCCCCUCUAUCCUGUGAUGUAGUGCUCGGUCCCGUGUGUCAUCACGAGCACGCGUUCAGUGCUGAGGUGGAGGAGAUGGUACAGAGUCACAUGACCUACUCCCUGCAGGAUGUGGGCGGAGAUGCGAACUGGCAGCUUGUGGUCGAGGAAGGAGAGAUGAAGGUGUACAGGAGAGAGGUAGAGGAGAACGGCAUCGUGUUGGACCCUUUGAAAGCCACACAUGCAGUGAAAGGGGUCACAGGUCACGAGGUGUGCCAUUACUUCUGGGAUACGGAAGUCCGCAAUGACUGGGAAACUACUGUUGAAAACUUCAGCAUCGUGGAGACGUUGUCAGAUAACGCCAUAAUUAUCUACCAGACGCACAAGAGGGUGUGGCCUGCGUCACAGAGAGACGUGCUGUAUUUAUCGGCGAUCCGUAAAAUCAUGGCCAGCAACGAGAACGACCCCGACACGUGGAUUGUGUGCAACUUCUCUGUUGAUCACGACAACGCCCAGCCGAGCAGCAGGUGCGUCCGUGCCAAAAUCAACAUCGCCAUGAUCUGCCAGACGCUGGUCAGUCCACCAGAGGGCAACAAAGAGAUUAGCAGAGACAACAUUCUGUGUAAAAUCACAUACGUGGCCAAUGUAAACCCCGGAGGCUGGGCCCCUGCGUCUGUCCUGAGAGCCGUAGCCAAGCGAGAAUACCCCAAAUUCUUGAAGCGUUUCACCUGCUACGUGCAGGAGAAAACUGCCGGCAAGCCCAUCCUCUUCUGAGAGCUCAGAUCGUCAGUGUACAGCGCCCUCUCUCUACACUCCCAGCUACAGCGGCCCCGAGGAGGUUCCUCUUCACUGCAGACCCUCGUCAUCCUCCUCCUCCACCUCCACUUCCUCCUCCUGAAUGUUCAGACCCUCAGCUGCCACCGGGAACAACCCACAUCACCCACGAUUCCCUGCAGCGGUCCACACUAUAGACGCCCUGUAGGCUUUAAGCGGUCCCAAUGCUUUAACCCCUCCAGCGGUCUGAGAGGACACGUUGCCAAAUCUCAACAUUCGUUCUGUAUUUUCAGCAGAGAAAUAUAUAUUAAUAUUAAGAUAUAUGUACGUACACAAGUAUGUGAGAUUUAAAGAAAAAGUUUUAUUUAACGGAGCCGAAACACAGAAGAACGACUGUUUUAGUUCCGCUUUUUGUCUUUCUUUUUGUUUUGUUUUUUGCUGUACUUCAUUGAUCCCAGAAUUCACUGCUCACAAAACCCCACCCCCCCCUGCCCCAUUGCUGCUAAUUUAAAAUAGAAAAAAAAACCCGCUUGGGUCAGACAUUCCACCAUCCUGAACAUUUGUAAAAGAACUCUGAGAGGGCUGUCAUUGACCUAUGACCUACAACAUGACCCAUGAACGUUGCCUUCUUUUUUUCUUUUUUUCUUUUUUUUUCUUCUCUUCUUCUUGGUCUCGAUCUCUUUGAUGAAGCCCUGUUGGUGCUGAAGAGGAAUUGUUUCCCCCCCCCCUGAUGUUUUGUUGCUUAAUUUUUUUUUUUGUCUCUUUAAAUCUGAAAUCUGUUUUGAGUUGUACUCGCGUACAUCAGAGAGACGCUGGCGUACUGUAGCACGAUUAAGAAUCAGUAGUGAUAGACGAAAGUGGGAUCUUUUUAAUACGUCAAGGAAACGCUUUACAUCUUGAUUACUUGUAUAUAAUUUCUAAGUGCGUGGGAUUGCUGUCAGUCAAUGGUUUUUGCGUGAUUCAUCCAACUCCACAUGCCUUAGAGACGGGCGGAGACGAGUGCGUGUUUGUGUGCGUGUGCAAACAGGAAGGGCAGAUCUUGUUUGCGGGUGUGUUCGCGCGGUCGGGACGAUCCGAGGUGUCCGACGUGCGUGUAAAUCGUUAGCGAAGUGCCUCAGUCUGAUCACAUGACCUGAGUGUUGCUGAUGCGAGGUUCAUGCUUUUUCUAAAUAUGAUCUCCAAACAAAGAGUGGAGUUUAAAAAAGAAAAAAAUGUCAAGCGUCUUUCAGCGAUUACGCCAUAAUUCUGAUCUGAUAUUACUUUUUUUUUUUUUUUUUUUUUUUUUUACAUUUCUGAAUUAUUACUGAUCAAACAUCGGGCCUCGUUUAGUAAAGCAGAGUGUUUUUCGACGGCAAAACGGAACUAAAAUUUCCUGCUGGGUCAUUUCCUGCGUAUGUUGAUGUAUAUUCUUAAGCACAUUCACAGAACAUCUGGUUUACUGGUGGUUUAGUGAUGCCAACAAAUCUCACACAGAGCUGAAAACAACAAAAUGGCGACUAAGCAGCGAAAGUGAAAUGCGCUAAAUCGUCCACUAACGCAGCUCAGCCAUCGCAGCACAUCAGCUACUAUAGACACACACCAAAUAUUUCUGCCUUUUUUUUUUUUUAAGGGUGCCAUUACUUUUGUCCUAAUUGAAGGAAGGUGUUCACAAAAUUGUUUCCCAAAAUCGUCGUACUCGCAACACGUGUAUAUAAAAUCACAACGAACAAUUCUGCGAUUUGAAACCAAUCGAUCGUUUCAUAUUAGUGAGUCUCCCUUAUACGUAAUUUUACACGCACAGGACUGAAUGGAUUUCCAGGAAUGCUGCGUUUCCUGUGUGUAAAUGCUCCUGUGGACGAUUUACGAAUCGUCUAAAUCCGUUUGUCUCCGGCACGAUAAAUGAGGCUCGCCGUUUUCCGAUUUUGAGAGGAACACCUGUUGUUGGUUUUUUGUUUUUGUUUGUUCGUCUGACAGCAAGAUGAAAAUCAGCAUGAAGGUGAAAAUCGGUUGCUGUUCUUGUCCUUCUCAUCAUUUUCGCGUAAAGUUUUCAGCGAUCUAAUGGACAGCGCUUGAGUCACAACCCCGACUUUAGAGUUGCGCUAUAAAGCUUGUUCUUUAAGAGGCGGAGGAUUGCUCAUGAUGGAUGUUGAGGAAAACGUUGGCCCUUUUUAGUAGCUCGACUUGACACACAGCUGCUCCACUCCGUUCCCCUUGGCUGUUUCCUUUUAAAUCCGUUCAAUCGAAUCGAUCACGAUGUCGUAUCCAAUCCACUUGUACACGUUAAAAUAUAUCUAUCUUUUUGUAAUUGCAUUUAAUUUAACAGAUGAUUGGAGGGUUGGUGAUGCUGCGACAGGAAACAGCCAAUCAGGAGUGGAGUUUUGCACCCCAGUUAAGUGUGUGUGUGUGUGUGUGUGUGUGUGUGUGCGCUGAAGAAUCAGAUGUCCUUCUAAUCCCAGUAUAGUUUAUUUGUUGCAUUUGCACUGAAUGUAUCGUAGCGGGAAUAAAGCAGAUGUGUCUGUAAAUAAAAUAGUUACACUAACCGUGUCUGGACAGAAUGAAGGGGGGGGUGGAGGAAAUGUGGCACUUGUGUCACGUGUUUAUACGGAAAUAAAGAUAAAGACUGUUUACUGCAGUGUGUGGUGUGCUAAUUCCAUAAUGAAAUUUACCAUUGUGCAUUUUUAAAUGUUUUUACUACACCCCAUUUCCCUGGAAACCCUGUGGUUUGGGCCUCAUUUGCAUAUUGGAUUCUGAUAGGCUGUGAUAUUUUGUGACGCAAUAACACGUGCAUGUUAAUGUUCACGAAGAGGCGUAAAUAAGAUAUCAAGCUUAUCUUUCUUAAAGAUGCUUCUCGUCAGAACUAUGCUUUUUACAUAAAGGUCAUUUGAAUUUUCUCUUAAAGAUGUGUGCCAAAAUAAAAAAGGUGGAUUUUUUUAUUCAUUUUUCAGUAUUAAUGUCAAUCUUUUUGGAAUCCAUUCCCAUGAAGAAGAAAAAAAAAAAAGCUUCUUGCAGAAGAAACCGACGAUUGUCGAUGUGCACAAAUCAGGUAAUGGUCUAUCAUUGAAUGUGGUGGGGUUUGUUUUUUUCUUUUUAAAUAUAAAUUCCUCCAAAAGAAUUUCAUCGAAAAUAAAAAUAUGCAUUUAAUGACAACUUCAUACCAGCACUUAUUUAUUGUACAUUUUUUGGUGUUUUUAUAAAACAAAAAUACAGCCAUGGUGAAUUUAAGUUAAUAUAAAUAUUUAACUAAAACAAUAAGGUUGAUGAAGCUGAGAGAAAUAUGGCUUUAGUGAUCUUUUAAUUUGCAGGAUCGGCCACAACGCUGUUUGCUUAUUUAUUUAUUUUUUGCUUUGUGGCGAGUGACAGAACGUCAUAUCGUUAUAGCUGCUAGAAGUUUCAUGGUCGUUCCACAUCGAGAAACGUAACUGUAAAUGCAUUUUUUAAAAAUGGAUUCCUUGCUUGUUAUGUUCAGUUUCAGCGUGUUUAUUUAUUCAGCCACGAGUCCAUUUUGUUUAUGAUCCAGUGUAUUACACACUUUAAUUUAACACUUUGAGCUGUAACUCACUCACUCACACACACACACACACACAAUGUUCAAAACAAAGCAGACAUCACUGACAGUCCAGAAUUUAGUGUACCAAGGAACGAGCUGGUAGUAGUGAUGUUACUACGGCACGUAGUUAACCGCAGCUUUAAACGUCUUCCUUCGUUUCGUUGUCAAGUAAACCUCGGUUAAAGAAAAUGGCCGCCUUCUUGUGCAUGAUAUGCUCGACACAGCGACGCUCGAUACCGUCACAGCGCUUCACCCAGUCGCGAUACACAACACUGUUAGAGCAUACAGACAUUCAUCAUCGUCCAAACGCUAGUGCAAAGCGGCUCCAGCAGCCCAAACAUGGAUCUGAGAGGGAUUUAUUUCUCCAUGUUCUGCUUGCGCUCGUAUCAGCGUCCUUCUGCUGACUUUAAAGACAGUUUUUCUUUUUUUUU